Molecule: messenger RNA, 2100 nt
Organism: Nicotiana attenuata
Lineage: Eukaryota; Viridiplantae; Streptophyta; Magnoliopsida; Solanales; Solanaceae
Product: serine/threonine-protein kinase HT1
Exons: 6
Coding region: 587-1702 (371 amino acids)
Biological process (GO): protein phosphorylation
Molecular function (GO): protein kinase activity; ATP binding
Source: RefSeq, a predicted model, not a curated record
CCCCCCCCCCAAAAAAGGGGACCAAAAGACAAAAAAAGAAGAGUAAAGUUCAAAGCUUUAUAGGGGGUCUUUAGAGUUGCUUGUUAGGUCCUUAUCUAUGCAUGAAAUUUGUAUUGAUAGUAUACAUAUUUUUUUAUAUAAGUUUCUUUUUUAGCUCCUCUUGUUGCUUCCUUUGAAGGUUCUUGCUUUUAGUUUUUUUGGGGGUUGUUUUAAUCUGCACACUGUCCAAAGACUGCUAGUUUCUUGAUUUUAGUUUAAAAAUCAAGUCCUUCUUUUUUCUUUUUCAAGAAAAGGGGUUAUCUUUUUAUGUGAUUCUUGAUUUUUAGAUCUUUUGGGUGUUUGAAGUUUUGGAGGCAUAUUUUGGUUUUAAAUUCUUCUACUUUUAUUAGGAAGUUAAAGGAAGAAGCGUUGCUUAUGAGGGUUCAAGUGUUUGCUAGGAUCAAAUAUUCAUAUUGUAACAUGAGAAGAUAGUAUUGACUUUUUGAGUGAUGGGGGCAGAGUUGUUAUUUGCAAGUAAUUUGUAGGAUCAAAGGGUUGAGUUGAGGAUGAGGCAUUCAGGGAUAAUCUGAUUGAGAAUUUUGCAACCAUGAGUUGCAGUGAGAAGAGUAGAGAAAGAGAAGAGGAAGAAACUCCUGUUGGUAGUGUACAGAAAUACGUUGAAGGCGUAUCACGAAAUGGAUCAUCAGUAGUACCCUCAAAUCAAUUAUCUAUUGAUGAGAGAGUGUUGGUGGAUCCAAAACAACUCUUUAUUGGAACCAAAAUUGGUGAGGGGGCUCAUGGAAAAGUUUAUGAAGGAAGGUAUGGUGAUCAAAUUGUUGCGAUAAAAGUUCUAAAUGGCGGUAAAACCUCGGAAGAAAGAGCUUCACUUGGAAGCCGUUUUGUUCGGGAAGUUGUUAUGAUGUCAAGAGUAAAACAUGAGAAUCUUGUAAAAUUUAUUGGAGCUUGCAAGGAUCCUUUGAUGGUUAUAGUGACAGAGCUGCUUCCUGGAAUGUCCCUUCGGAAGUACUUAGUCAGCAUUCGUCCAGAAGUGCUUGAUCUUCAUGUCGCCUUAAGUUAUGCGCUUGACAUUGCUCGGGCCAUGGAAUGUUUACAUGCCAAUGGCAUUAUACAUAGAGAUCUAAAACCUGACAAUUUGUUGCUCACGGCCAAUCAGAAGUCUGUGAAGCUUGCAGAUUUUGGGCUAGCUAGGGAAGAGACCCUCACUGAGAUGAUGACGGCAGAAACUGGGACAUACCGGUGGAUGGCACCUGAGUUGUACAGCACCGUCACAUUGCGUCAGGGGGAGAAGAAGCAUUACAAUAACAAGGUUGAUGUUUAUAGUUUUGGUAUUGUCUUGUGGGAAUUACUGACGAACCGCAUGCCAUUUGAAGGAAUGUCGAAUUUGCAAGCUGCUUAUGCUGCUGCUUUCAAGCAAGAGAGACCUGGUCUUCCAGAAGAUAUUUCUGCUGACAUGGCAUUUAUCAUACAAUCAUGUUGGGUGGAAGACCCUAAUAUGCGACCAAGCUUCAGCCAGAUAAUCCGGAUGCUUACUGCGUAUCUCUUCACACUUCCACCUCCCACACCAUCCGUACCACCAACAGAUUCUGUGGAGCAGACGGUUGCCAGCAAUGGUACCAUUGUUGAGUUUUCUGCGCGAGCAAGGGGAAAAUUUGCUUUCCUUCGCCAACUUUUUGCUGCAAAGAAGGCUAAGAACUCACAGUAAGCUGGCAAAAUUUUCAACACUUUACGCGGUAGGACAUCUUCUCAAGCAGAGGGAUGACAAGUGUUGAACAGAAACAAUGUUAGUCGAUUAACCAAUAAACAAAAACAAAGGAAGGAAAACAAGUAGUUAAUGUCAUUGUAAAGGAAGUUUAUUACCUGUACUUUCUUGUUCAUAUCCAAUCCUCUCAUUUCUAUGGGAAUCUCUGUAGCGUAGGCCGUAUGGUAACAGUUUUCUUUUGCAUUUAUCACAGGAUAGUGAUGGCUGCUUCUCAGCAGAUAUUUCUAACAAUAUAUGUUGCUCUUCAGAAUGUUAUUCAUCUUAGGCUAAUUUUUAAAGUAUGUAACACUCCUAUUUUGAAUUGAGAUAUUGGUAGGCCCGCUGAAUGAUUGUUAUUUUCA